Molecule: messenger RNA, 700 nt
Organism: Camellia sinensis
Lineage: Eukaryota; Viridiplantae; Streptophyta; Magnoliopsida; Ericales; Theaceae
Source: RefSeq, a predicted model, not a curated record
UGUGACAGAAAGAUUGUGAGAGAGAGAGAGAGAGAGAGAGAGAGAGAGAGGGGAAGAGAGAGAGUGAGAGUGUGUAAUGGAGGUUGAAGCCGAUGGAAACUCAGAGUCUUUCAUUAAGAUUCCAGAGAUAAAGUUCACAAAGCUAUUCAUCAAUGGAAAUUUUGUCGAUUCCAUUUCAGGAAAAACAUUUGAGAGUAUAGACCCAAGAAGAGGAGAAGUGAUAGCAAAGGUAGCAGAAGGAGACAAGGAAGAUGUUGAGUUUGCAGUGAAGGCUGCCCGAGAAGCUUUCGACCAUGGCCCCUGGCCGCGCUUAUCCGGCUCUGCAAGAGGAAGGAUAAUGAUGAAGUUUGCAGACUUAAUUGAUGAAAAUGCGGAGGAACUAGCCGCCUUGGACACCAUUGAUGCUGGGAAGUUGUUUAGUUUGGGGAAGUCCCCAGAUAUCGCUCUAUCAUCAGGAAUUCUCCGUUACUAUGCAGGCGCAGCAGAUAAAAUUCAUGGAGAGACAUUGAAAAUGUCGGGGGAGCUUCAAGCGUACACGUUGCGUGAACCUAUUGGUGUUGUAGGGCACAUCAUUCCUUGGAACUUCCCAAGUUCCAUUUUUUUCAUGAAUGUUAGCCCGGCAUUAGCUUCUGGGUGCACCAUGGUUGUCAAGCCUGCUGAAUAGACACCGCUUUCAGCUCUCUAUUAUGCUCAUCUGGCU